AACCUGCAGCGUGUGAUCGAUACCCGGCAACGCACCAAGUUCAAGUUGGCGCAUCGCCAUGGUGACUGUCGCCAAACACCACCGGACUUAGCCCUACCACACCCUUUUUUGCAUAACUGCCUUGAACGCUUAGGUUGGUAGACGACCACAAAUUCCUUUAAUACGUUGUUAGAAGUGGUACAAACAAAAGCAGUACACGAUCAACAAGAUGAGGCUAACAGGUUCUCGGACCUACGUCAGGCCGACGCCUGCACCGAAGAUGCCGACAGGCCUCGUUGAACUAAUGGAAGACCUUACAAGAGACGUUUUGAAGAACAAUCCUACUGAUGUUUACGAAUUCUGUGCUGGGCAUAUGCACAAGUUGCUGGAGAUAAGAGAUGGACCCUCUCUCAAACGACCUUUAACUUUAGAAGAAAAAAUAGCUCGUGCACAAGAAAAAGUUAAAAAGAGGGGUGAGGCACGCUGGAAAAAAUAUCUAAAAGAAAAGAAAAUUAAAACCAACCCUCCGCUACAGCCAGCUCAUGAGAAUAAGGCACGUACAGAAGAAACCAAAAUAAAGUCAGCUUCACCUAAAUCUAUAUUGAAGCCUCCAAUAUAUCCUGACCUAAACACAGAUAAAACCCCAGAAAUAGAAAUAUCUCAUGAACCGGGGGAUGUCUCGUCAAACAACGUUGAAGUGAGUGAAAAAGUACAUACUAAUAAUAUUGUUGAAAAUAAAGAACGCGUUGAUGAUACAGAAAAGACCGGGAUUUUGGAUAUGUCUCAAACGAUUGAUAAAACUUGCAUUGACAAACGCGAUAAAAUACAUGAUAAUGAAAAUGAGGAAUUAAAUCAGCAAUUAAGUGAUACAGAAACCACUGGAGAUUCAGUUAUGCAAACAUCUAUUAAUGAUACUCAAAUCAUGGAAUUAGAUGGCAAACUACAUAACAGUAAAAAUGAUGAGCAAUCCGAUGAGGAGAAUAACACGGAUCCAAAUAAACAUACAUUCACUAAUAAUACAUUUAUUACUGAUAAUACAAUAAAAAAUGUUGAUAAUGGAGAGGUAUUCAAAGAUGAAAAAAAUACCAGAGAUCCAAUUCCGAUUGAAACCGGUCACGAUACUCAAAUCGAAGAACUGGAGGAUUACUUGCAUAACAUUGGAAACGUUGAUAACAAAAAUUUAAUAAAUGAUACAGAAAAGACCGGGAAUCCAGCUAUUCCAAAAUUUGCUCAUGAUAUUCAAAAUUUUAAAGUGGAGAAUAAAACCAAUGGUUUUGAAAGUAGACACAACUUUAACCAUCCUGAAAAGGUCGUGGAUCCAGAUAAUUCUAAAUCUAUUGAAGAUAUUAAUAAUGACAUGCUUGAUGCCAACAAAAUUCAGGUGGUUAAGCUAUCCGAUAUUGUUCAUGAUAAUAGUUCUGUUAAAGACACUGAAAAGUUGGAAGAGCAAAACGAAAGCAAAAUCCCAAUUGAAGAAAUAGAGAUUAAGCUAGACGUAACUAAAAAUGGCUUCGCUGAUAUACCAAACAUUUUGUACAUAAACGAUAAGCAUGUAAAUAAAGAAGACGAUGAAAACUCAAAUCAAGAAAUUACAGCAGAGUUAGAAAUUGAUUCAGAGAAAUCAAAACAAGAGAUAGAAUGCCAUACUUCCAAUUCCAUAGCUGACAUGGGAAGGCUUGUCAAUACAGCUAUUGGGGUCCUUAAUACCAUAAACGAAAGUCCAAGCCAAAAUGCAGCAACAGAGGAUUUGAAUGAUACUGGUCGAAAAUAUGAUUUCAUAGACGAAGAAAAAGAAAAUUUACUAAUGAAGGUUCCAUAUUAUUCUGAAAUAAAAGACACUAAUAAUAAAUCAGCUAUCAAAUUAGAUGCUGAUUCAAAACAUGAAAAAUCCAAAUAUGAUCAAACUGAAAGUUCUAUGAUUGAUAACUCCGUGGAAAAUCUGCAACAAGCUCCUGUUUUUGAACAUUCUGAUAUCGAGGAGACGAAAUGUGAAUAUAUAAUUAAAAAAGAAAAAAGAAGUGUUACCACUGUUCUACCUGUUGAGGAAGGAAACAAUCAAAUUGUAGGAAACAAUGGACCUGUUAAUAUUUCAGAUAAGAUAUUAAAGGAUGAUCUUGAAAUACCAAUACUGCGCGACACUAAACUUAUUAAUGAAAAUAUCUACGAAACUGGUUUGAGUGUAAAAAAAGACCACGAAUUAACAAAUCAAUCUGAUAACUUAUCGCAUGAUAAAGGUAAUAAAUCAAACUGUCUAUGGGAUGGAAAUACGAGAGAUCCAUCCGUUGAUGUAGUAGAUAUAUUUGAAAUUAACAAUGAUUUAGAGGAAACAAAUGAAGGAAAUAUUAUAGAAAUAAGAAUAAGCCAAGUAGCUGAAGCUUUAAAUAAUGAAGUACCUUUAACUCAUACCACUAAUCUAGAAACAUUCGAAUCUGAAUCACCCUCCAUUUCUUUACUGUAUGUUGCAAACAAUCAAGCUGAUAUAGACAAAAAGAUGCCUCAAACUCACACAUUAUCGAAUGACAAAGACACUGAUUUCAUUAUAUCCAAUAUAAUGUUAACAAAUGUGGAUGACAUAAAUACCGCAGACUUUUCAGGUGGGACAAAAUCAAUGAGCAUUGAUGAGAGUACAGAUGGAUUUGAUAAUACCAGUCUGAUAGAAUCAGGCAGUUCUGAUGUGACUGAUGACGCAUUCAUCAAUAAUCUAAACAAUCAUGACAUGGACUUGGAAACAGCUGCGGUCACCAUACAAAAAGUUUUCCGCUCAUUUCUAUUUAAAAGCAGAGCUUCAACAUUUGAUGAUAAUGAUGAGAAUAUAUCAUUGGAUGAAGAUAAUCAGAAAAAGGUUGAACUGGAAUUUCAAACAAAUAUAAAUAAGGAAAGACGAGGUAUAAGUAGAAUGGAUACAGUAUUGCAAACGGUUAACGAAGAAAAAUCAUUGUCUCUAUCUACUGACGAUUCUUCAACUUUAUCAAGCGCAGCUACGACUAUUCAAGCCCAUGUUAGAGGGUUUUUAGUGAGAAAUAAACUGCACUCAAAUAAAACAGCUUCAACAAACUCACUUGCCAAUUCCGACGGCCACGAUGAUGGGGAUAUAGACUCUAAAAAUAAAACGGUGCUCAAUAUUCACAUUGUCCCUGAGGGUGAAGUUUUUCUUAGUAGAGAUGAAAGUAUGGUAACCUCGAUGGAUUUAUCUUUAGAUGGAAGUCCACCUUCUUCACUGAAUUUACAUCCGUUAGGUUACGAUAAAAAUGAACGAAGGAAACUGAAAAGAGAAGAUGCCAUACAAUCUAUUUCACCACCUAGUAAUAAUAGUGGGAAACUAAGUGAAGAUAUGGAUUCCGUAAAAGAUAUGUUAAUCACUGAAAGAGAACAGCACGAAAAUGAUAAGUCUAAAAACGAUAACAUGCACAAUCGCCCGGGUAGUGGUGACAAGUCUCCGACAAAUAGUUUAAAUAUUGUAACUGUCAUCGAAGCUCAUAAGCUAGUUGAUCAAGAAAGUUCAGAAGUAGACACGGUUGCACCUAGUAAGACCACUAAACCUUCUUUGAUAAAACAAAAUUCAGAUGAAAUGGAUGUAGUUACUCCAUUUGAAGAUUCGUUAUCCGAUUCUAGGAGCACAUCAAAGUUAUUACAUUCCAGCGAGUUUCACGACAUUGUCCUGCCCACGAAAGUAUCUCGGAGUGACGCAACUGUCGUCAGUGAAUUCAAGAACGUGCUGGUGUACUUUCUACUUUGGAAUAACUCGUAAUAUCGAAAAGAGCACUAAUAGUCAAGAGCACAAAUUAAAGUAAAGAAAAAUAAAAAGAAUAAUAUCUUUAUUUUUGUUUAUUAUAUUACAUGGUUACGGGUGUCAACCAGAAUCUUAAGAUAGAAAUCAGGCAUAGGCAAAUAUACCUAAAUGCUGUAUUGUAGACAUAUUUAAUUUCUACAAUAGAGCAUAAGAACAGCGCUUGAAUUUUAUAAAAUUCCCUGUAAAAUACCUGUACAUAUUAUAAAAACCCUCGCCGCCUCUGUCUGUUCGCGAUAAACUCAAAAAGAACUUGAAGAAUAUUCAUACAGUUUUCAACAACAAGUAAGGUGAUCCCUGAAGG
Amyelois transitella is the source of this 4070-nucleotide messenger RNA. RefSeq lists its product as uncharacterized. The transcript is spliced from 5 exons. NCBI's taxonomy places the organism in Eukaryota, Metazoa, Arthropoda, Insecta, Lepidoptera, Pyralidae. The coding region runs from base 209 to 3727 and encodes 1172 amino acids. The record is from RefSeq and is a predicted model, not a curated record. Gene Ontology annotation, molecular function: calmodulin binding.